AUGCAACUACUGGAUCAGCCAGGUGUUUUAAAAGUCAACAUAGUGCAGGAAUCCAAUAUAGCAAUGGCCAGCUUUUAUGAGCCGUGUUUAUCUGUUGCAACCAAAACGAUCACCUGUGCAAUUACCGAUUUCGAAAAUAACAAUAUCCAUCUUUUGGACAGACAAGGACAACUUCUUCGAUAUCUUAUCCCAGAUACGGGGGUCAGCCGUCCUAAAGCCAUUGCUAUUGACAGUGGCGAUUCAUCCCGUCAUCUGCUGAAGGACAUUUAUCACAAUAUGAGCAGGAAUAUAGGACUAGGGGCUCAGGCUGCCAUGAACACUUGCGCCGACUGCAGUGAACCUUCUGUGUGUACAUGUUCUUUAUGUAACACCAAAAUAUGCAGACAUCAUUUGAUUACCCACAUGGACACAGUUCACUUCCUAGCUGAUAAUGAUUCAGACAAAACAAAAUGUUCUGUUCAUUCCAAAUAUUUCCUGAAAACUUUCUGUAGAACUUGUCGUCUGCCACUUUGUGAUGUCUGUGUGACAGAUGGUGGCCAUGUUUUUCACGAAAAAAUUGACCUCGAUGCUAUCUUGGAAUUUUUCAAUGAAGUGAUUUCCGAUGAAAAUCAAGAGUUAAUAAGUUACAUAAGGCCCUUUUAUCAGAAGAUACUUGACAUCACAAACGAAAGGAAAAAAGGAGUUCCGUCUAACUAUAAAAAUGUGAAACAUGAAAUCAAACAGUUCGCUGAAUCCUUACACAAAGAAAUUGAGAGUGUAGUUCAGAUAUUGUAUGCUGAAAUGGAUGAGAAAGAAAAGACUGAAACGAAACAAUUGCAGGAACAGGAUGAUAUUUAUUCAUUGAGAAUAAGCAAAGUGGAUGAAACUGUUUUACAAAACAGGCAAUUAAUGAGUUCCAACAAUCCAAUCGAAUUAACGAAAUUUAGCUCCAGUCUGGCUUAUUUCCACGUAAAUCCGAGUCAAGUUAAAGAAGAGUUGCCUAAGUUCUCUCCUAUAACAAACAAAGAAGAAAUUAAAGAAAAGUUAUUUGGACUUUUUGGAGAGUUUUGUUCGAUGUGA
Molecule: messenger RNA, 1059 nt
Organism: Saccostrea cuccullata (small rock oyster)
Lineage: Eukaryota; Metazoa; Mollusca; Bivalvia; Ostreida; Ostreidae
Exons: 4
Coding region: 1-1059 (352 amino acids)
Molecular function (GO): zinc ion binding
Source: RefSeq, a predicted model, not a curated record